UGAAAGAAAGAAAGAAAGAAAGAGAGAGAGUGUGGGGAGAGAGAGAGACAAGUGCGCUUUGCUGCUGCUACUGCAUCACUUUUGUUAGACACGGAAAGACAUGGCGACUGGCAAGACGAACAAACUACUGCCAGUUGGUUCAGACAGCCAUUCGACUGCUGUUGUCGACAUGGACCUCUGCCCAAUCUGUCUGGACGAAUUCAGAGACCCCCGUGUCUUACCUUGCCAGCAUUCAUUUUGUAUGCAGUGCCUACAAAACCACGUUGACAGUCACAAAAGUGACAUCUUCCGCAAGGGAGUGUUCCACUGCCCCUCAUGCAGGGCUCUCACUUACCCUACUUACAAAUUUAAACCGGUUUCAGAAUGGGGUCGUGCUUUUCCACAGAACCAUCACUUGAUAAAUUUACUUUCACUUACAAAAGCAACUGAAGGCUGUAUCUUUUGUGAGUCUUGUCUGAAGCAGAAAAGACGACGACUGGCCAAUUUCUGGUGUAAGCCGUGUUGUGAAGGGCUGUGUUCAAACUGUUCCAACAAGCAUGCCUCAAAGAAAGAUCCUGUGUCUAUGGAACAUCAAGUUUUAACCUUGAGUUCUGCACUUUCUCAAAUUCCUUCUGGACCAAGUUGUCCUCUCCAUAGUUCCAAAGAAAUGGAACUCUUUUGUACCAAGUGUGAGCAAAUGAUAUGCUGCUUAUGCUUUUUCGAUAUGCACCGUAAAUGCGACAGCUAUGUUCAUUCCUUACUAACCGUCUAUCCAGACAAACGAGGGGCUGCAGAAACAAGCCGUUUGAACCUUGCUGCUAAAAAGAAACAAGCUGAAGAAUUAGUGAAAGAAGUUCUAAAAGAGAAAGAGAAAGUAACUGUUAGCAUGCAGGAAAUAAAAAGAGAGAUUUGCAACAUUCGUCUGAAGAUUGAGAAAGUUCUAAAAGAGAAGGAAAAUGAGAUCUUUUAUGAUCUUGUUCAGUUGCAUGAUGAUCAGCAGAAUUACUUGGAUGGUCUCCUUGGUCAAGCACGUGAUAUGGUUGAUUCAGUUUCUCGACAUCUUUCCACGCUUGACUGUGCCUUGGAGUCAUCGUGUUCUCAAUUCAUGAACAUUUACCAGAACAUGAGUCCUGAUUAUGCGCUUCAACUUCCACAACCAAAACGGUUACACCACAGCCUCAGAUUUUCUCCAAACCAGAAAUACUUUAACCUGUUUCGAGAGUUUGAAAUACACAAGUUUGGAGAAGUCUCUUUAACAUAUGAAAACAAGUUGGAAAGUGCUACCGAUUAUACAAACGUUUCUCCCAAUAUUUUCCUUGAGGCAGAUGGUGUAGAAAGCAGUUAUGAAGUUAUACAACAAAUUAAAGACAAUCAUACAAAAAGAUCUGAACAUUUAGAAAAUUUUCUUAGACCACUUGAACCUGUUAAACUGAAUCAAUUUCCAGCAACUCUAGCAGAUGAAACUGAUUAUAGAUGCUUUGGACAAAUAGUCAGUCUGCCAAAUGGUCGGCUAAUAGUCACAGACAGUGUAAAUCAUACAAUAAAGCAGUUUAAUCGAGAAGGCCAUCUUGUUGGCUGUUUAAAAACUGUAGGUCAACCGUUUGGAAUUUGUGUUUGGUCCAACAGUGAAGUGGCUAUUACUUUUCCAUACUCAUCUGAAAUCCGCCUUGUUCAACAUGUCAACAUGGUACUUCCAUGGUCUUGGCGUCCCUUAAAGACAGUCUAUAAGUACCGAGGGGUGGCAGCCACUAAGGACAAGAGACUUGUAUGCAGUUCAUUGGAUUCUCUUUCAGCAGACAUUCUCACCGUUCAUUCCGAUCAUACUGAUGUCGUACAACAUAUUGAAAUGGCUUUUCUUUAUCCUGAAGUAAUUUCAUCUGUUGGAUGUCUAACCAUUACUACGGAAGACGAUAUUUUAAUUGUCGAUCAAGAUAGCAAUUGUUUGGUGUGUAUAGAUUUAAAAGGAAGGUUAAAGUUUGUUUUCCGUGGCAGCAGCAGCCAUUGUAAUAUCUGUAUGUGUGGUGUUUUUGGUAUUUCAGCUAACAAUAAGUACAUAUAUUUGGCAGACACUUGGAAAUCCAGAGUAAUUCGGCUCUUCAAAGAUGGCCAGUUUGAUAAAGUGCUUCUCAGUGUCCAGAAGUUUAUUUUACGCCCCCAAUCAGUAGACGUGACUUCAGAUGGGAAACUCUUGGUACUUGAACGCAGCCCCAUGUUCUUCGUUCACAUAUUUGAUUCUGUGUUAUAAGAGAGAGCAAACUUAGUGAUAAGUGUUUUUUGUAUAUAUUAACUGUUAUGGAACUGAGAAUUUUGUUGAAGUCUUUUUUUUUUUCUAAUAUGAUGAAUUUUAGAAUUUUAGUUCCAAUGUUUAUUUUAAGUGAAUACCAAUAUCUUGGAAUAUUUUGCCAAAUAAUAUAGAGAAAAUAUAUUAUAAUGCAAAAGUACUUCCAAAUACUGACAGAAAACAUUUUUUUUUAGACAUUUUCAUCUUUGUGUAUAUGUGUGUGUGUGAGUGUGUGAACAUGUCUAUAUAUAAACAAAUUCAAUCUCAUCUUCAAAAUAUGCACAUAGUUUUGCAAACUAUGACACUUGGUCACAAAACAAAUUGUUCAAAAUGUUGUUUUGCCCAAAAUAAAGUGGAUGAGAUAAGGAAGAUGAGGUUAAGAUUGAAAAUUUGUUGUCACCACGACCACCUCGUCUACUACUAUUACUACUAAUAAUAAAUUCAUCAAAAAAAAUUUAGACGUUUAGUUUCAGAUAUGUUCUCAUCCUCAGUUCGAUAAAACACAAAACACCCACCAGCAAUUUACAGUACCAACUGCUGUAACAAAAUCUGCUAAAA
Molecule: messenger RNA, 2818 nt
Organism: Octopus sinensis (East Asian common octopus)
Lineage: Eukaryota; Metazoa; Mollusca; Cephalopoda; Octopoda; Octopodidae
Exons: 2
Coding region: 101-2224 (707 amino acids)
Biological process (GO): positive regulation of DNA-templated transcription
Cellular component (GO): chromatin; nucleoplasm
Molecular function (GO): zinc ion binding; ubiquitin-protein transferase activity
Source: RefSeq, a predicted model, not a curated record